Molecule: messenger RNA, 924 nt
Organism: Knipowitschia caucasica
Lineage: Eukaryota; Metazoa; Chordata; Actinopteri; Gobiiformes; Gobiidae
Source: the annotation of a GenBank genome assembly
AUGUUGAGUAAGUGGAGCGCUCCGGCCUCAGACUUACCCCUGAAGCUGGAUCCUCAAAUCAAUAUCUCCAAAAACAUCUACGAUGAGAUUCAGGCCGAGAUGAAACGUGCCAAAGUCUCCCAAGCUCUGUUUGCAAAAGUCUCUGUCAACAAAAGCCAGGGCUGGCUGUGUGAGCUGCUGCGCUGGAAGGAAAGCCCGUCUCCCGAGAACCGGACACUGUGGGAAAACCUCAGCAUGAUCCGCAGGUUUCUGUCCCUGUCUCAGAGCGAGAGGGACCAGGUCUACGAGGACGAGAGCCGGCAGCAGCAUGGAGAGAGAGGAGGCUACGGGAGCGUCAACGAAGCACAGUUGCUUCACAGACCCCCUCCCCUUUUGUCGACCUCUGCCUCGCCCUCCACGGAUCUCCCUCCUCCCCCAUAUCUCCCCUCCGCUCCCACCUGCGAAGAUUCCUCGCAGAAAUUGCAGCGAUCCCGAAAUCGCAUUUCUGUAGAAGCCCUGGGGAUUCUCCAGAGUUUCAUCGGCGACGUCGGCCUCUACCCGGACCAGGAAGCCAUCCAUACUCUGUCCGCGCAGCUGGACCUCCCCAAACACACUGUGGUCAAAUUCUUCCAAAACCAACGCUAUAACAUCAGGCAUUACAACCAAACCAAGCCACAAAGUCCCACCGAAGACACAGACGAGGCUUUGGUUGAAAACGCAAAUGAAAAAGAGACUAUUUCAAUGGAGGAGUCGCCCAAACUGGGAUUCCAAGACGUGGAAAAGGAUUUGGAGCAAGACGAUAUUGUUUUAAUGGAUUCACCGAACAGCAGCUCCCACGAUCACAGGUGUGUGUUGGGGGCCCGCAGAGACAGCCAGCCUCGCCCCAAAAGCACCAUGGCCCAUACCUGCACCUGCGCCCCCUCCCUGUCCCGUACAGGGCCCUAA